GUGCAGCGGAACUGAACCUUUGUGAAGUGUAGUCUGAUUUGAAAAAAAAAAAAAAAAUACAAAAAGAAAUUUUAAUUAUGAAUUUGAAAAUAAAGUGCGCUUUAAUUGCCAUUGGCUUUUUAACAUUUGCUUUUAAGGCUGAAGCCCGUGGUGGUGGCCGUGGAGGAAGGGGAGGAGGCAGCCAUGGUGGCAGCAGAGGUGGCCACUCGAGUAGCAGUCAUGGAAGUAGCUCUUUCAGUCAUGGUGGGGGCAGUAGCAGCAGCGGAUUUCAUAGUCUCUCCAGUGGAAGACAUGCAAUUAAUUCCAAUAAUUAUGGAAGUGGUUCCAAUUCGUAUAGACCAUAUGGUCAUGAAAGCAGUAGCGGUUAUGGUAGCAGUUUUGGUCAUACUGGGAGCUAUGGUUCACGCUCACAUGAUGACUCAUCGCUAUCGUCCUAUGGCAACAGGUGGAAACCAUUCGAACCCUCGUAUUUAAAUUCUUAUGGAAUGUGUCAUAACUAUGGAAAUCGAGAUUUUUCGAGAAAUUCGGAUCACGACGGUCUUCUAACGAGUUAUCGUGCAGGCAGCGUCAACAAACCGGAUUUAUCAGAUGAACUCUCGAAUCUCUUUACCUAUCGAAGACUGUUGCAUAAUACUCACAGUUCUGGUGAUAGCCAUCGAAACAGCUACCCAUGGGACACUACCACAACUGAAAGUUCCAUACCAACAAAUAAUUUCAAUUAUCCUCUUUAUGGUAAUAUGAAUUUAGAUGAAAUCCUAAAUUCAAUAACAAACAUAAACGGCGUGGCGUCUUCAAUUUUGGAAGAAUUGCCUAAAAUCCAGGAAGACACUGAACCCGAAACCAGAAUCGAAAUCGAAACCACAACUACAACCACUACAGAACAUGCCAUUGUUAACCAAAGAGAUCCAUUGGAAUUAUUGAAUAGCCUAAAUCCAUCAUAUCGACCAGAUGAAAGUAUUGAUGAGUUUUUGGAGAGAAUGCAGAAAAUUAAUUUCCGCGAAAUGUUAACAAAUGUGGCGGAGUCGACCAGAAAUGCAAUGCAAUGGUUAGAAACAGCAACACCCGACACCAAACCCGAAACCACAACUACUACCACUACAGAACGUGCCAUUGUUAACCAAAGAGAUCCGUUGGAAUUUUUGAAUAGCCUAAAUCCCUCGUAUCGACCAGAUGAAAGUAUGGAUGAAUUUUUGGAGAGAAUAUCGACAAUUAAUUUCGGUGAAAUGUUAACAAAAGUGGCGGACUCGACCCGAAAUGCCAUGCAAUCAAUAGAAACAACAACAGCCGAAGUGGAAAAAGCAAAUUCCAAAGUAGAAGCUACAACAGCCCUGGUCGGAACUACAACAACCGAAGACGUCUCUGCAAACACCCCAGAAUUGCCAGUUACCACAAUCCCGACCUCGGAUAUAUCUUCUGAAAUUUCAUUUGCAGAUUCUAUUACCAAAGAUGAGAAGUCAACGCUGGCCUUGGAUCUACCACCUGUUGUUACAGAAUCAUCUCUUCAAGAUGCCAAUCUGGAAAUUUCAACACCCUACGGUGUAAUCUGUUAUCCAAUUGUCUAUAACAAAAUUAAUGAAUUUGGAGUAAAUGUGACAAUUGAAAGCGUUGGAUGUUAUCCCGCUCCAGCACCCAUCGUAUUGGAGAAUGUUCAGCAAGAGUAAUUGAUGCGGAUGGUGAUUUACAGUAGGAUGAAUUUAGAAUUUGUUGAAUAUUGUAUAAAUUACGAUAAGGUAUUAAUAAAAGUUUAUUAUGAAACACGCACGCAA
Molecule: messenger RNA, 1766 nt
Organism: Musca domestica (house fly)
Lineage: Eukaryota; Metazoa; Arthropoda; Insecta; Diptera; Muscidae
Product: keratin, type I cytoskeletal 10
Exons: 2
Coding region: 78-1661 (527 amino acids)
Source: RefSeq, a predicted model, not a curated record